AGCUGCAGAACUUCACCAGUUGAAACCAAGCGCUCCCAGGUGGACUUGCAGAUACAUUUGCUAAGAGCCAUGAAGGUCCUUGCUGUGCUCGUCCUAGCCGUUUUCACCGGCUGUAAUGCCAACCUCUUCUAUGCUGAUGCACCCAAGCCACAGCUGGAAGUGCUGACUGAUGCCUUCUGGGACUAUGUUUCUAAGGCCACCCAGACAGCUGAUGACACCCUCCAGAUGAUCAGGAAGUCUCAGUUUGGACAGGAUGUGAGUGCCCGUCUGACAGAGGGUGCUGACAUGGCCAGCACAUAUGCAGUUUCCAUCCAGGAGCAGCUUCCUCCUGCAGCCCAGGACCUGAUCACUAAAGUCACCACAGAGGCUGAUGUGCUGAAAGAGCGUCUGACCCAGGAUCUGAACACAGUCAAGGACAGGCUGGAGCCCUACACCGAGGACAUUAAGGCCCAGAUCCAGCAGAGAGUGGACCAGCUCAAACAGGAGCUGGCACCCUACGCAGAAUCUGUGGACACCGAGGCCCUGAGAACCACCCUGAUACAGAAGAGUGAGGAGCUGAAAACCAACCUGGAGCAGAGUGUGAAAGAUCUGCAGACUCAGCUGGGGCCCUACACUGAUGACCUGAAGGUGAAGGUGGACCAGCACCUGCAGGAGUUUAAGGAGAGUGUGGCACCUGUGACCGAGAAAGUCCAGAGUGAGCUGACCCAGAGAGCCCAGCAGGUGAAAGAGAUGGCCACACCCUACGUUGAUGAGCUGAGGGAAAAGCUGGACCCCUACGCCCAGGAUCUCCAGGCUCGUCUCACCUCCCUCUACGAGUCCUUUGUUAAAACCAACUAAGUCAACUUCACCUCACGUUAAGAAAGGAACUACAUCCAAAGAACUAAUUACCUGAUACCAGCAACACCGCCAUGCUGUUAACAACAGCACAAGCUCAUCAAUUCAGAAAGCUAAAUACAGUAUUUAAAUGCAUUAAUAACAAAUAUUGAGUGUUGGUCUGUGACCACACACGGUGCUCUCUUCCUAUAUUAUGGAAAUAAAGUAAAAAGGAAACAUCAA
This is a messenger RNA of Larimichthys crocea (large yellow croaker), 1056 nucleotides long. RefSeq names its product apolipoprotein A-I. The coding region runs from base 70 to 837 and encodes 255 amino acids. The transcript has 3 exons. Gene Ontology annotation, biological process: acylglycerol homeostasis; lipoprotein metabolic process; phospholipid efflux. Lineage: Eukaryota; Metazoa; Chordata; Actinopteri; Sciaenidae. Gene Ontology annotation, molecular function: phospholipid binding; phosphatidylcholine-sterol O-acyltransferase activator activity; cholesterol transfer activity. Gene Ontology annotation, cellular component: extracellular region; extracellular vesicle; high-density lipoprotein particle. The record is from RefSeq and is a predicted model, not a curated record.